Loxodonta africana (African savanna elephant) is the source of this 1511-nucleotide messenger RNA. It is a transcript of the gene KCNN3, whose product is annotated as potassium calcium-activated channel subfamily N member 3. The transcript is spliced from 8 exons. Gene Ontology annotation, molecular function: calmodulin binding; small conductance calcium-activated potassium channel activity. Gene Ontology annotation, cellular component: neuron projection; neuronal cell body; plasma membrane. The coding region runs from base 1 to 1302 and encodes 433 amino acids. Lineage: Eukaryota; Metazoa; Chordata; Mammalia; Proboscidea; Elephantidae. The record is from RefSeq and is a predicted model, not a curated record. Gene Ontology annotation, biological process: potassium ion transmembrane transport.
AUGUUUUCGUUGGCCCUGAAAUGCCUUAUCAGUCUGUCCACCAUCAUCCUUUUGGGUUUGAUCAUCGCCUAUCACACACGUGAAGUCCAGCUCUUCGUGAUCGACAAUGGCGCAGACGACUGGCGGAUAGCCAUGACCUACGAGCGCAUCCUCUACAUUAGCCUGGAGAUGCUGGUGUGUGCCAUCCACCCUAUCCCCGGCGAGUACAAGUUCUUCUGGAACGCGCGCCUGGCCUUCUCCUACGCGCCGUCGCGGACAGAGGCGGAUGUGGACAUCAUCCUCUCCAUCCCCAUGUUCCUGCGCCUGUACCUGAUCGCCCGCGUCAUGCUGCUACACAGCAAGCUCUUCACCGAUGCCUCGUCCCGCAGCAUCGGGGCCCUCAACAAGAUCAACUUCAACACCCGCUUCGUCAUGAAGACUCUCAUGACCAUCUGCCCCGGCACGGUGCUGCUCGUGUUCAGCAUCUCGCUCUGGAUUAUCGCUGCCUGGACUGUCCGCGUCUGUGAAAGCCCUGAAUCACCAGCCUGGCUUUCGCGCUCAUCACUUCCUGCUUGGUACCAUGACCAGCAGGAUGUAACUAGUAACUUUCUGGGUGCCAUGUGGCUCAUCUCCAUCACAUUCCUUUCCAUUGGUUAUGGGGACAUGGUGCCCCACACAUACUGUGGGAAAGGUGUCUGUCUCCUCACCGGCAUCAUGGGUGCAGGCUGUACUGCCCUAGUGGUGGCCGUGGUGGCCCGCAAGCUGGAACUCACCAAAGCAGAGAAGCACGUUCACAACUUCAUGAUGGACACUCAGCUCACCAAACGGAUCAAGAAUGCUGCAGCCAAUGUCCUUCGGGAAACCUGGCUAAUCUAUAAACACACAAAGCUGCUAAAGAAGAUUGACCACGCCAAAGUCAGGAAGCACCAGAGGAAGUUCCUCCAAGCAAUCCACCAGCUGAGGAGUGUCAAGAUGGAGCAGAGGAAGCUGAGCGAUCAAGCCAACACCCUGGUGGACCUUUCCAAGAUGCAGAACGUCAUGUAUGACUUAAUCACAGAACUCAAUGAUCGCAGCGAAGACCUGGAGAAGCAGAUUGGGAGCCUGGAGUCCAAGCUGGAGCACCUCACCGCCAGCUUCAACUCCCUGCCCCUGCUCAUCGCAGACACCCUGCGCCAGCAGCAGCAGCAGCUCCUGUCUGCCAUCAUCGAGGCCCGGGGCGUCAGUGUGGCCGUGGGCACCACCCACACCCCCAUCUCCGACAGCCCAAUCGGGGUCAGCUCCACCUCGUUCCCGACCCCGUACACAAGUUCAAGCAGUUGCUAAAUAAAACUCCCCACUCCAGAAGCGUUACCCAUAGGUCUUAAGAUGCAAAUCAACUCUCUCCUGGUCGUUUUGCCAUCGAGGAACACUCAGACCAGGGAUCUAUCCUAAAGAAGAGAGACCGAGCUAACUAACUCCUGUUCAGUCGGCGUGCUUGGUUCGAUAUGCCUUGAAACCAGAAAUCUAAUCUCUGUUUAGGUGCCUCUACUUGG